Messenger RNA from Malus domestica (apple), 652 nucleotides. The record is from RefSeq and is a predicted model, not a curated record. NCBI's taxonomy places the organism in Eukaryota, Viridiplantae, Streptophyta, Magnoliopsida, Rosales, Rosaceae.
ACCAAUUGAUGAUUCCUUUGUUGUUCACAUGGCUCUCUCAUCCCUUCCUGAGUCAUUUGAACAGCUUAAGGUGUCAUACAAUACUCAAAAGGAGAAAUGGAGUCUGGAUGAGAUGAUUUCUAUCUGUGCACAAGAGGAGAGCAGGCUGAAUCGUGCAAAAGGUGCAGUGGUGAACCUUGUUGACUAUAAUGCAAGUAAGAAUCCUAUGGUAAAUGCUGGUAAGCAGACUAAGCCUUUUAAUUCCUCCACUACUACUGCCAAUGUUGCUUCUUCCUCUAGAGGACCUCAAAACUUUAGGCCAAAUUUGGAGAAUGUGAAAUGCUAUUUUUGCAAACAAUAUGGACACUUGAAAAGGGACUGCGAGAAACGUAAAAAAUGGGCAGUGAAGAAAGGAAAAGGGAUUUUCAAGAAAAAUGUCAACAAGUAAUGAAGUCUUUGAAGUGCAUGUGGGCAAUGGGAAUAAAGUGGCUGUGGAAGCAAUAGGCAACCUCAAGCUCAAGUUGUCGUCAAGCUUUAUUUUAGAACUUUCAAAUGUACUUUAUGUUCCUACUUUAACUAGGUCUUUAAUUUCUGCUUCAAGACUUGUAAAAGACGGUUUUGCUUUCGUUGGUGAUGAUGAAAGCAUAAGGAUCUUUAUGAAAAAUAAUUUGAG